AUGAAGUCCGUUCAACUGAUCGCUGCAGCGUUUGUCCUAGGCCUGGUUCAGCUGGCCAGUGCCCAGCAGAUCGGCAUCGGUGCCUGCCCAAACCAUCCGGUGCACGUAAACUUCGACGUUCCCCGGUACCUGGGGCUCUGGUACGAGAUCCGUCGCUACGAGCAGGUGUUCCAGCUUGGUGGCGAGUGCGUUACCGCCGAGUACUCACUGAACGCCGACGGAAGUGUGCGCGUGUUCAACUCCAUGGUGGUCCCACCGGCUCAGGCUCGCUCGUCCGACAUUGGCAACGCUGUCAUUGCCUUCCCGGAUGAGUCCCCGCUGGAGGCCAAGCUGAACGUCACCUUCGGAACAAUUGCUUUCGUUGCCCCAGAUCCCGACAUUGACAUUUCGGCCAACUACUGGGUACUUGGUACGGACUACGACAGCUUUGCCGUCGUCUGGGGUUGCUUCGGAGUCGGCGAUACGCUGCGUGCCGAAAGUGCCUGGAUUCUCUCCCGUACACCCCAGCUGAGCCCGGCCGCGUUGCAACAGGUGCAAGAGUACGUCAACCUGUAUCUAGAUGAGGAUGAUCUCCGAACGACUAUUCAGGAUCCUCAGUUCUGCUGCUCGGUUGAUCCUGAGGUGACCUCUUUCCCUCCAUGUCAAUAA
Molecule: messenger RNA, 648 nt
Organism: Anopheles coustani
Lineage: Eukaryota; Metazoa; Arthropoda; Insecta; Diptera; Culicidae
Product: apolipoprotein D-like
Exons: 3
Coding region: 1-648 (215 amino acids)
Source: RefSeq, a predicted model, not a curated record